Molecule: messenger RNA, 1811 nt
Organism: Cyprinodon tularosa
Lineage: Eukaryota; Metazoa; Chordata; Actinopteri; Cyprinodontiformes; Cyprinodontidae
Gene: kbtbd13
Product: kelch repeat and BTB (POZ) domain containing 13
Exons: 1
Coding region: 183-1646 (487 amino acids)
Molecular function (GO): protein binding
Source: RefSeq, a predicted model, not a curated record
UGCAUCUGCUGCUGCUAUGUAUAGAGUCUGUUCUCAGAGCUGGGUCAACAAAUGCAGAGGAGAAACACUGUGUUUGGAAGCUCAACAAGUGGUGCCUGUGGGUGAAUUUCAAACCAGAUUAGACAUCUGUUCAGUGAAUGUGGUAGUUUGGUGAGGGAUGUAAGGAAGGACGGGAGCAGAAAAUGACGGAGUCCCCUUCGUCUCUGUGUGACACAGGAAGCAGGGUGAAGGUUGACGUCAGGGGGAGCAUUUUCAGCGUUGACAGAACCAUCCUGGCUGAGAACUGUGAGUAUUUCAGAGCUUUGUUCCGCUCUGGGAUGAGAGAAAGCCAACAGGAGGAGGUGCGGUUGCAAAACCUCGGUAUUCAGGGGUUUCUGGUCCUUCUGCGGGUUCUGCAGGGGGAGCAUCCCAUGCUGGACAGCGACCAGAUAGUAGAAGCCAUCGAAUGUGCUGCUUUUCUCCAGGCACCAGCUCUCACCAAGCACAUGAUCAGCAUCAUCACUUCUGAAAACUGCCUGCUCAUGUACCACACUGCUGCCACCUACGGUGUGUGGGAACUGUCCCAACGCUCGGCAUUGUUCAUCAGAGACAUUUACACUGACCUGAAGGAGGAAGUGCACGCUUUACCCAGAGACAUGGUGGAACAUAUCGAGUCUCUCCUCCCAAGCAGCUACAUGGCAGUCUGCAGCCACUCCCCAUCGUCAGACCUGCUGCAGGAUGUCCAGAGGACAGUCUGCUACCUGGACGAGGAACACAGAAAAUGGACGUCCCUAACACAGCUUCCACCCAGCACCAGUACCACCAUGGCCGGGGUGGCCGUCCUUGACAACAAGCUCUACAUCAUUGGAGGCGUACAUGAUGUAAGUAAGAGGGUAGUGGAGUCUGGGUUCUGUUAUGACCCGGCAGAUAAUACAUGGUCCACCAUCUGUGGGCCCCAGCAGCUGCGCUACAGCUUCACACUGAUAGGUCACGAUGGCUGCCUUUAUGCGUUAGGAGGGAAGUUCAACAUGAAGGAGCUGUCGUCAGUGGAGAGAAUGAGGCCGUCUGAGGGGAGCUGGGCGUCCGUCUCGGCCCUUCCCAGCAAAGCGGCCUCUGUGGUGUCUACUGUGGCCAUGAACAGGAUCUUUGUCUGUCUGUGGAAAGGGAACGGGGCCACGGAUAUACACGAGUACGUCCCUCAGUACGACCACUGGCUCUUGGUUACAACUCUCAUCCGUCAGCAGAGUUAUGGGCUCUAUAUGGUGGCUCACAGGGAUAAUCUGUACGUGAUACGGAACGGACCAUGUGAAGACUUCUUACUGUGCGUGAUGGAUCGCUACAACCUGAGCACUGGUCAGUGGACGGCCAUCUCUGGUCAGUAUGGGAACAGCAAAGGCUCUCUGCUCACCGCUGUGGUCAGAGGGGAUUCUGUGUUCACCCUCAGUAGACGCGUGACUACAGAGUAUGUGGUGGAGGAGACUCGAUGGAAACAGAGGCGUGAGAUGGAAGGUUUCGGCAGGAUUGGGUCGAUAUACACAUUUCAGAUGAGGCUUCCCAAAGCCACGUCCUCUCUAAUGGAUCACUGUUUGGAUCAAAAUACAGCAGAAAGCUUUAAAGACUUGAAUAUUCUUCCUCACCCACCUUUACGCUGCUCUAACAAUCUAUAGAAGGAGCUUCUGAGGUCGGCUUCUCUGUAGACUUGAGAGGAGGUUUUCUUUUUAAGCUUUUUGCCAAAGUGCUUCUCUGUGAAGAUGACACUGAUCACUGUUACAUCAGAAAUAAAUGUUUAUUAUGUGUAGAAGUUUGGAAAUUUACAAUAAAGAAUAUAAAAG